ACAGUAUGUAACGUCAUCGCGAUGAUUCGACCAAUCAUGGAGGAGAGAACGUUAAGAGGAAUAGACGGCGCGAUAAAAAGGACGUUGUGCACCGGUAUUCAAAAUCUAAUUAAUAUAUUCACCAAUUAAUUCAAUCUUUAUUUGGGUAAUAAACACAUUUUUAUUUAACUUACAUAAGUGAUAUAUUUUGCCGUUUUUCACAAAUGUUCAAAGUGCAAUAAAAGUGCAACAAAAGGGUGUCGUGUGUAAUCGAGUGAUCGUAUCCGUCGUUCAUUAAAUUUCUCGAGAGAAUCCGGCGCGUCGCGACGCCGGAUUACAUCAUCCUUUCGUAAUCAUCCCGAGCUCUGGCUGACGGGAAAUGUUCCGGAAGUACAAGCUGCAGCAACGCGACAGCAAUUGCCGACCGCCCGACAUACACAGAUAACGCGAAAGUUGAUCGCGAGGAAUUGCGCGAAGGACCCGAAGAUCCGAGAUCAAGGGGCAGAGAAUCAAGAUCGAGAUCGACGAGCCGAAGAUUUAAAUUCAAAGACAAGAAUGAUGAUGAUAAAAAGUCAAGGAACCUCGAAAGGAGGGUAAUAACAGAUGGAUCCUUCGAAUUGUCAAAUGGUGGGAUCGACGAUCGAGUGAAAGUUGUUGAGGGCUUUAAUAAAGCGGGGGAUUCCUUGCGAAGAGUGUCGAGUAAGAGUAAAAUCGGUAAGAGAUGUGAUAGAUUGCUGGGAAGGAUCAAUAAGAGCCAAUCGUUUCCAAAGAGAAACAUCCAGCGGAAGCCAAAUCUGAGGAAGAAACAUGUUCAGGAGAAUUUCUUGUCGUUGAAGAAGGGUAUUCGAGAAGAAAUAUCAUUAGACAAUAGAAGACGGAGUUUAAUAUUAAAGAAAAAAGAUAUUAAAAGAAUUUUAAAGGAAGGUUCUCUGUUGCUGAGAAAAAACAGGGAAACAUUGUCAACUGAUAGAAGCGAUCGACAAAUCCUAAUAUUAGCGAGAAAGGAUUUUUACGAAAAUCGACUGAAGAAUAAUAUUCAGAGAAAGAUAGCCGAAAUAAACAAUCAGCAGAGUGUAUUAAUUGCGGAGAAAUACAAUCUGAAUAAUCCUUCAUUGUCAAAAAAAGAAGGGCUUCAUGAAGACAUUUCAUUGCCAAAGAAGAAAAUCAAAGAAGAUACACUGUUGACGAAGUUAAAUCUUAAGGAACAAUUAACGCGGGAAAACAUCGGGAAGAAUCUGUCAUCGGCCAGAAAUAAUAUUCUCCGUUUAUUCUCAAAGAAUUAUUUUCAAAAAAAUCCACGUCUCUCGAUUAAAAAAAAUGUCAGCGACAAUCUGAAGAAGACUAUUUCCCUUGAUCCAUUAAUGCGAUUAAUGGACAAAAAUAUUCGGAAAAAUUCAGAACCGUCAACAAGCAUUUGCGACGACAAGAUAUUUUUGGUAAAAAAAACUUUUGAGAAAACCUCACAAUUGUCUACAUGUGUAACAAAGAGUUCCUCAUUAUUGCGGAGAAAAGAGAUUUUUGAUGAUAUAAAGUUAGCGCGGAUCGAGAAUAAUUUUUUAUCGACAAAAAAUUGUUUUCCUUCGACUCGAGAAGGAGAUAUUCCUGAAGCUUUACGGUUGCAAUUAAUAGAAAACAACGUUCGGGAAAAUUUGUUUCCGACAAAUACCAUUUUUGCUCCAACUAAGGAAGUUAUUUUUUCACAACCUAACCAAGGCACUUCUUUAAUUGAAGAAGAAAACGAUAUUUCUGAAAAGGGUCUGUCGUUGACCGAAAGAACCAGCGACCAAGAGUUUUCUUCGACGAGGGAUUUUUCUUUUUCAACCGAGGAAGAUAUUUCUUUAAUUGGAAAAAAGACUAGACUAUCAGAAGCAAAAUGGACCAUCUGUAACUAUCUUUCGUUUCAACAGACAAACGAUUCGGUUGAUCUCCCUUAUCGAUCAUCAAUUAUUCACAGACGUCAUCUUCUAUCGAAAGUUCCUGGGUCAAUUCUUCAGGAAGCUAAGAAAAUACGCAAUAGCGACUGUAAAGCAAAAAGAUCGCCACCACCGGAGGAAGUCCGGCUGAGUCAAGGGUCAACAGGGUUUGAUAACGACGGGUCAGCCGAUAAACACGAUUCGUCCGUUGUGAAAUGCAGACUUACGGAUUCGAAUUGCUAUGCGAAACAGUCGAUCGCGAAACCAUCCGAAGUGCAUAUUACAAUUUCUAGGAUCUUCUCUUGCCCGAAGCAAGAUAGCUCCGAAGAAGGUCCGGAAGUCAAUUUUAUCGCGGAAUCUGAAAGUGCAUUGGGAUGCACAAAUGUUGAAGAUCUAAAGAGGAACUUGAAAGAUUCGGUCAUCAAGAUUAAGAAUUCUGAAAAGAUUUCGAAAACUCGAGGCACUAAAGUAAAACACGAAGUGGUACUAAGGAAAUCGGUCGAUGGAAAAGACUCCGAGGAGAGCUCGAAGAAUCCAAUUGUUGGGAUAAAAUAUUGCGAGGAAACUCCGACAAGUCGAAUUAUCGAAGUAAACGGCAACAAUUUGCCUAUCUUGAAGAUAAUCGACAAUCCCGAAGGUCCAACUCGUCAACAAAUAGUUCAAAAAGGUUCACAGAAAUUUUCCAAUUGUACAAAUCAUCGAUUGGAUAAAUCUGUGGAUCGACGUUCGUCAUUAAUAGUAAAUUCUAGACAGAAUUGCGCAAAUAUCUCGAAAAGUCCAUCCAUUAGGAUAGAAGAGUUAGUCGCCAGGAUAUACACCAACGAUUCACCUGCUUCGAAGAACAAUCCCGAAUUUCUGAGCAACCAACGACUAAUUCGCGAGUCCUAUCGUCUUCUGGAUCAUCGAUCGGACGAUUCGCGGUUGCCGAUAGUCGAGCAAGGAUUAUUAGAAGGUAACAAGAGAAGUGACUCGAUCGACGGACUCCGUAAGAAAAAUCCCAACAUGAAACUGACUAUCAGACUCAUCCGCAUUCGCGACAAGUUGGUGCUGGGCCUUAGCGCGUUCGCAAUCGUAUUCACGCUUCUGCUGGUGAUGGACCUGCAGAUGGAUCUGGGUUACAGCGGCCAUCACCUGACCCCAAGCCACGCUCGCGUUAGGGUCGGCGACCCGGCGGACGCCGACAGCGUCUACAACAACUUCCGCCGGAAGUUCCUUCAACGAGGUAAUGGCAGCCGGGAACAGGCGAACGGCGACGCGACGCCUGCAGUUGAAAAAUCCGGGAAAAGCGAACUGACUCCGUCAUCGUCGACGGUCAGGAGGCACGACGAUUUCGCCGAUCUGAUGGAUUUGGUGAUAAACGGGGACGUGGUGAAUGGUGACGAAGGCGUGGCGAGAAAUAGCGGGCGAAACCGAGAUAUGUACAAUCCGACACUCGGAGAACUGAAGAGGGUGGCACCGAGGUGA
This is a messenger RNA of Nylanderia fulva, 3356 nucleotides long. The record is from RefSeq and is a predicted model, not a curated record. NCBI's taxonomy places the organism in Eukaryota, Metazoa, Arthropoda, Insecta, Hymenoptera, Formicidae.